Molecule: messenger RNA, 787 nt
Organism: Linum trigynum
Lineage: Eukaryota; Viridiplantae; Streptophyta; Magnoliopsida; Malpighiales; Linaceae
Source: the annotation of a GenBank genome assembly
UCAGAUACGAACCAUACGACCUUGAUACGAUCAUAUCAUAGAUGAUACAAUUCGUGUCAACGGUAAGAAGCAAUGUUAUUAAAGUCGAACCGAGUCGUUCGGUUGGAUCGGUAAAACUGGUACUCGGCCAACAGCUCGGUCGGGAACACCCAAAAAGUCGGAAUGGUCAGGAAGAGUGGUCGCCGAGCGGGCAAAAUGAUUAGCCAUUUGACCCACUCGAACCAUUCGACUGGUUUUUUACUUCUGUCCGACUUCCUCUGUCGUCUCUCUCAAUUACUCCUUCAGACUUUCUAGGCCUCAUCACUGUUGGUGACACCUCCACACCCAACACGCUGUCGGCGACCCCUCCACACCCAUCAUGCUGUCAACGACACCACUUCAACGACCUCUGCCCACUGCAACUUCCUCCUUUUCUCUCGCCAACACCGGCAACUUUGCCGCUUCUCUUCAUUCUGUCGCCUGCUCCUUUUCAGCUGUUAUUUGGUUUGGCUCCGACGUUCUUUUGCUUCUUGCCGGUGAGAUGAAAAAGGUAGAUCAACGAUUAAAGAAGAUGACGAAGGAAAAGAAGACGAAUGGGAUCCGGGAGGAGAGCGGCGAGGAAACGAAACGGAAAAGAAAAGAAAGGGAAAGAGAUAAUGGGGAGGAAGAUAGGAAUUGAUAGAGAUUAGUGGGCGACGCUAAACUAGAAUGGGUGGGGUAGGGUUCUUUCCUUGUAGAUUAGGGAGGAUUUCAAAUAUAUAUUGUAAAAUUACAAAGUGAUACUUUCAAAUGAAAUUUUAUUUUAGUA